Ostrinia furnacalis (Asian corn borer) is the source of this 606-nucleotide messenger RNA. RefSeq names its product alpha-tocopherol transfer protein-like. Gene Ontology annotation, cellular component: membrane. The record is from RefSeq and is a predicted model, not a curated record. The annotation marks the transcript as partial. NCBI's taxonomy places the organism in Eukaryota, Metazoa, Arthropoda, Insecta, Lepidoptera, Crambidae. Gene Ontology annotation, molecular function: phosphatidylinositol bisphosphate binding. The transcript has 4 exons.
ACUGUUCUCUCAUGUUUCAGCAAGAGGAGAAUGCCAACCACCGCGCAUGGACGACGCAUUUCUGCUGCGAUUCCUGCGCGCGCGACGCUCUGUGCCCGCGCGGGCGCACAGACUGCUGGUCCGCUACUGCACCUUCCGGGAACAGCAUCCGCACUUAUGGCGCGAGGUGGACUGGUUCAGCCUGACGAGACUGGGCUGCGUCUACGAGGGAGUGCUCUUUGACAGACCUGAUGUUGGCAGACUCAUCAUCUGCAGGCUAGGCCAAUGGGACCCCGACAAGGUUCCAGUAGACGACCUAAUCCGCGGCUGUCUACUACUGCUGGAAGUAGGCAUUAUGCAGCCGAAGCUGCAAGUACUGGGAGGAACGGCGCUGAUCGACUGCGAGGGCAUUACUAUGAAACACUUCAGGCAACUCUCGCCCGCCAUCGCUCUGCAGGCCAUGAACGUUAUGGGCUUCGCGUUCCCGCUUCACCAGCGCGGGGUGCACGUCAUCAACUGUUCGCGCAUCUUCGAGACGCUGUUCCACGUGUUCCGCCGGUUCGCGCCGGCUGAUGACCUGUGGAAACGCGUCCACUUCCACGGGUACGACUUGAGCUCGCUGCAGAG